This is a messenger RNA of Hevea brasiliensis (rubber tree), 2537 nucleotides long. Its product is annotated as YTH domain-containing protein ECT4. NCBI's taxonomy places the organism in Eukaryota, Viridiplantae, Streptophyta, Magnoliopsida, Malpighiales, Euphorbiaceae. Gene Ontology annotation, biological process: mRNA destabilization. Gene Ontology annotation, cellular component: cytoplasm. The record is from RefSeq and is a predicted model, not a curated record. Bases 226 to 2283 code for a protein of 685 amino acids. Gene Ontology annotation, molecular function: mRNA binding. The transcript has 9 exons.
AACAGGCCCUAGGAGGCGGUGAAGUGAACUGUUUGAUGAUUUUGUCUCCAAAACCCAUGGCGGCUCCCUUUCUUCAAGCCUCAAAACCUCUUUUUUUUCUUUGUCAAUCGCUCUCUCUCUUUUCCUUGACCUUUCCCCGAAAAUCCCCAUCUCUUAAAUUCUCUCCCGGCUUUAAAUUCUACGAUUUCUCUUUCUUUCUCUAUCAAUCUCAUCAUCAUUAUCAGCAUGGCAGCUGUUGCUUCUCCUUCUGAUCAGGUUGCAGAUGUGUUGGAGAACUUGCCAUUAGAUUCUCAGACUAUGACUGCUGAAAUUCCUGAAGCUACAAAGAAGCUUUCUACUAGUCAAUAUGGAUCAGGUGACUUGGCUACUAAUACAGCCAAGCCAUUAAGUCGGUCUAUGAUCCCUCUUCACGUACACCAAAACGCGUACUAUUCUCCUAAUGGCUACCCAUCGCCUGCGUACUAUUAUGGAGGUUAUGAUGGGCAUGGUAAUGGGUGGAACGACUACUCUAGUUAUGUUAAUCUUGAUGCGGUUGAGAUGUCUCACGGCAUCUAUGGCAAUAAUGAAACUGGCAUGUACAAUCAAGGCUAUGGUUUUUCAACUUUUGGAGCAUAUCCCUCAACAAAUUGUACUGUGCCUACAAUUGGAAAUGAUGGCCAGCUAUAUGGAACAGAGCAGUAUCAGUACCCUAAUCCUUUUUACCAGGCUCCAACUUCAACUGGCUCACUUUAUUCCCCAGACUCGGCCAGUGCUUCUCAGUUAGAGGUUCCAACUUCUGCUGCAGCUGAUAAAGUGGCUUUGACUGUUGGGACAACUUCAGGACACCCCAAUAAUACAGUAAACACUGGAAGUGUAAAUAGAAGUAGUGGACCAAGACCUUUCAGACCAAGUAAUCAAAAUUCAUCUUCAAUUUCAAGUGUUCCAUAUAACAGGGGAGGUUUACCAACUGGAUUUCCUUCUUUUGGUUAUCAUGGCCCAAGAUUUGGAUAUGAUGGAUUUCAGUCACCAAUGCCUUGGUUAGAUACCUCUAUGUUACCUAAUGGGCCACCUGGACAUGCAAUCAGCACUGGGUUCUCUUCACCUCUGAAUUCACACCGUACAAGACCAAUGUCUGGUUUGGGCCAAGCUUCCGAAGGCAUGAACUUGAUGUACCCUAACAACAGAAUGUAUGGCCAAUAUGGAUACAGAGCUGGUUCAAGUUUUGGAUCCUUUGGUGGUAAUUCAUGGACAAAUGGACAUGGGUGGGUGGUUGUUGAUAAUAAGUGCAAACCUAAGGGCCGUGGCUAUGGCAAUGAGAAUAUAGAUGGCUUAAGUGAGUUGAAUAGAGGACCUAGGUCCAAGGGUUUUAAGAACCAAACAGAGUUUGGGCCUGUUCCUCAGGCAGUCCCGGGGCAGAACAUGCCAUUGACCGAGAAUAACAAGGGGGAUAACGUGCCUCACAUGCCAGACAAGGAACGGUACAACAGGGAGGAUUUUCCCGAGAAUUACCCAAAUGCAAAAUUUUUUGUUAUUAAGUCAUACAGUGAGGAUGAUGUUCAUAAAAGCAUCAAGUAUGGUGUGUGGGCAAGCACACCUAAUGGAAAUAAGAAGCUAGAUGCAGCUUACCAUGAGGCCAAGGAAAUUCCUGGUGGCUGCCCUGUAUUUCUACUAUUUUCUGUCAACACCAGUGGGCAAUUUGUUGGUUUGGCUGAGAUGGUGGGGGCUGUUGAUUUUAACAAAACAAUGGAGUAUUGGCAACAGGAGAAGUGGAUUGGUUGCUUCCCUGUCAAGUGGCAUAUUGUUAAGGAUGUAGCAAAUAGUUCCUUGAGGCAUAUAACACUUGAGAACAAUGAGAACAAGCCUGUCACUAAUAGUAGGGAUACACAAGAGGUUAUCUUGGAGAAAGGUAUUCAGAUACUUAAAAUUUUUAAGGGUCAUAGAAGCAAGACUUCCAUACUGGAUGAUUUUGGGUUUUAUGCGGCUCGCGAAAGGAUUAUGCUGGAGAAGAGGGCUAAGCAAAAAAUUCAAAAACAGGUUUUUGACAGGAAGCCUGGCAAUGAUUUGGCUACUAAUUUAGAGAAACUUGAAAUGGUGGGGAAAGAGAGUUCAGAAAAAUCCAUCAACAGUGUAUUGAAGGAACCAGUUGGUGCAGUAGCAGUUGAACUGGGGAAGAUGAAUGGGGAGGUAAAGCUGCUAGAAGAGAAUGGAUCAGAUGCAGCAGUUGAAAACUCCCCUAACAAUAACAAGUCCGUUGGGACAUCUGAAAACAAAGUUGAUCCUAAUGUGGUUGCAAGUGCCUGCUAAUUUUUAGGCGUUUACCACUUCAUUUUGGGAUAGGAUGUUAGGGCAGAGUUGAGGUGAUGGGUUUCAUGACACUGGUAGUGAAUUUGCUAAUUACUAUCAGUACUCACAUAGGUUAGCUUUACCUUUUUUAGAUGGACUCAUGCUUUGUGGAUCAGAAAGACCUGUGUUCUUUUAUAGCUUGGUGAGACAGACUGGCUUCUCAGGACCUUUAAAGAUAAUGUUUUUCUCUCCUUUUGGUGGGAAAUUUUGAGUAA